Pocillopora verrucosa is the source of this 1999-nucleotide messenger RNA. Its product is annotated as peptidyl-prolyl cis-trans isomerase-like 1. The record is from RefSeq and is a predicted model, not a curated record. Gene Ontology annotation, biological process: protein peptidyl-prolyl isomerization; protein folding. Lineage: Eukaryota; Metazoa; Cnidaria; Anthozoa; Scleractinia; Pocilloporidae. Gene Ontology annotation, molecular function: peptidyl-prolyl cis-trans isomerase activity. Gene Ontology annotation, cellular component: catalytic step 2 spliceosome.
GUCUUUCCAAAAUGGCGGCAAAUCCGUCUCACAUUUGUUUGGAAACUUCCAUGGGUGAGAUUGAGUGUGAACUUUAUUGGAAGCAAUCACCAAGAACAUGUAAAAAUUUUGCCGAACUGGCACAGAGAGGAUAUUAUAAUAACUGCAAGUUUCACAGAAUUAUAAAGGAUUUCAUGAUUCAAACAGGAGACCCCACAGGAACUGGUCGUGGAGGAGCUUCUGUGUAUGGGCCUGCAUUUGAAGAUGAAAUUACAAGAGAUUUAAAACACACAGGAGCAGGAAUCCUUUCAAUGGCAAACAGUGGUCCAAACACAAAUGGAAGCCAGUUUUUCAUUACCUUAGCUCCAACACAGUGGCUAGAUGGUAAACAUACAAUAUUUGGCCGUAUUAGCCAUGGGAUCAGUGUUGUGCGGAGGAUUGGACUAGUGGAGACAGACCCUGGUGAUAGGCCACUUCAUGAUGUUUACAUUUUAAAUGGGAAAGCAGCACCAAAAUCCACAUGAGACAUAACAACUAUUUUAUCAAGUCAUUGAACCAUCCAUCAAUGUGCAAAAUAAGAACUACACACCUGUCAGACUGUUUCUAUGUUGAUGUAAGGAGAUCUAUAAAUAACAUCAUGUCAAACUGUCAUAUAUUGAUAUGUAGAUGUUGUUAAUUGUAACAUGAGCUGAACAACAUCCAUUUUACAACAUUAAAAGUUGUCAAUAGUGUACCUUAUUUUGUAAAAGUAGGGAUAAACUUUAAACAGUUCAUUUUUUAUUAGUUUUCCAAAACACAUACUUUGUAAUAGAUAAAUUCUGUCUCGUAAGAUAUUUGUUUGUUUGUUUUUUUUAAGUUAAUUUCCAUGUAUUUCCAAAUGAUAAUGAUGAUAUACUAUAUCUGAGAGGUUUGGUGUCAUGUUUUCUUUCACUUUUCAAUACCUGCAGUAAGCUUUUGAUCGAAUCCUAACUGUACUUAGCUUACUAGAUCUUAGCAAAUUAAUGUAAUUUUCUGAUGGAGUGAAAAAUGUUUCUCCAUUCACAGAUCAGAUUACUUCACCCUUUAACUCCUAGGAUCUCAUUUGUAACUCUCCUUACUGUCUGCUAGGUAGUUCUUGUGACAUCAGUUUGGAGAAUUUGGUAUUGGAUCAACUAAUAAUCCCUUAAUUUAUUCUCAUCACUUGUCUGCUUGAUAUUGUAAAGAGAAAUUCUGUCUUGGUCAUUCAUGGGAGUUACAGGGUUAAUAAUGAUUAGGAACUUCUUUUGUUCCAUGAUGCUCUUGUGUGACAGGGUUACAAAAAUGUUGAUUAUUGUGUUGACAGUUCGAACCCAUUUCAGCCUCUGGACAGGUGAAGUACCCAUUGUUCUUUGCUUGUCCUAUUUUUAACUAGUCACCAAUAACCAGAAGCCCGAUACUAGUUCAAUAAAAAUCCUCAUAGAAAAGUAGACAUUAAUUGACUCGUAAAAUUUGAAGCCAAAACCUUAACUGUAUUUGAACUUUGAAAUACAAUGUGAGAAGUCUUUUCUAUAAGCCUUAAGUGAAAAAUAGUUGGGUUUUGGGAAUGCCAUUUUCCCUGACGACGGACUGGUGUAAUUUGCUGUCUCACCAUUGACUGAAAGUAUAGAAUGUGCUCUAUUUUCCUAUGCCAAAACCUGUAACUGGAUUUUGAUUAAUAUUUCCGAGUGAUAAGUUGUGUUAGGCAGGUUGGAAAAGUCCAGGUAAAAGAGGUGUGGACUCAAGACCUGGCUUGUGCCCAAUUUAUGUAAUAUUCUGGGGCACCAUACUUGCCAGUAACAAACUGCUGUGAAAAUCUGGUUAAAAGCUGAGGACUAUCUGUGACGGAUCAGAAUGACAUCUUGAAUAAAUACCAUUGGUGUUCAAAUCAGGCCCUCUUGAUUUAGCUUAAAUUAUUGCUUGUAAAAUAAAGAAGAGAGAGGAAAAUGAAAUGCUCUGGCUGAUAAUGCUGAGGAAAUGGUUUCAGUUUAUACAGUCCUGUCAUCCCCUCAAUGAAUAAAAAAUU